Vombatus ursinus (common wombat) is the source of this 1176-nucleotide messenger RNA. Its product is annotated as 39S ribosomal protein L9, mitochondrial-like. Gene Ontology annotation, molecular function: structural constituent of ribosome. The record is from RefSeq and is a predicted model, not a curated record. Gene Ontology annotation, cellular component: mitochondrion; ribosome. Gene Ontology annotation, biological process: translation. The coding region runs from base 11 to 745 and encodes 244 amino acids. The transcript has 7 exons. NCBI's taxonomy places the organism in Eukaryota, Metazoa, Chordata, Mammalia, Diprotodontia, Vombatidae.
CUCCGAGGCUAUGGCAGUGCGGCUGGGCCCGGUGCUGCUGGCCGCAGCCGAGGGGCUGUUGCCCCGGCUCGGAGCCGGAAGUCCCGGCCUGGAGCGCAAUUUUAGCCUCUCUCACAGCUGGAACACGGUGAUCGUGGAGCGCUGGUGGAAGGUCCCGCUGGCAGCCGAGGGCCGGAGUCCGCGUCUGCGCCGGCGGCACCGGGUCUACCGGCUGGUGGAAGACACCCAGCACCAGCCGCAAGGGACCAUGGAGCUCAUCCUGACCCGGACGGUGGAGGACCUCGGAAUCCGAGGCGACACUGUCACAGUGAAGAAAUCACUGGGCCGGAAUAAACUGCUUCCUCAGGGUCUUGCUGUUUACCCAUCACCAGAGAACAGGAAGAUGUUUGAGGCUGAGAACCAGUUGCGGCAGGAGGGGAAGCUAGAGAAGCUCCAGACCAAGACUGGUGUGAUGACAGUGAAAUUCUUGAAGAGCUGCCACCUGGAAGUGGGAAUGAAGAAUAAUGUCAAGUGGGAGCUAAACCCUGAAAUUGUCUGCCGCCACUUCUUCAAAAAUCUUGGCGUGGUAGUAUCCCCACAUGCCCUAAAGCUACCUGAAGAGCCAAUCACAAGGUGGGGCGAGUACUGGUGUGAGGUGACGGUGAAUGGGCUUGACACAGUGAGGGUCCCCAUGUCUGUGGUGAAUUUUGAGAAGCCCAAGACCAAGAGAUACAAGCAUUGGUUAGCGCAGCAAGCUGCCAAGUAAAUGGACCCUACCAGUAAAGACUUCUCUUUCCACCUGUGGCAACCAGAUACUUUCCAGGUGCCUACUCUGGAAUCAGUGGGGCAAAGAUAGAUCUACCCUUGAUCCUGCUUCCCUUACUGUGACUUAGUUUGGAGUCUAAGUGUAUAAAGGCAUCAGAGAGAACACAUCACUUUCCCUGUGUUUGCCAACUACGUCGUGGAUGUUUCUAGCCCUUUUUGCUUUCCAUCCACUGUCCUUGCUGCAGACCUGCUUAGGAAGCAUUGGAGUCAGGAGAUGUGAUAAGGAUUGGAAUUUACCACGGGGCAUCUUCCAAACUGAGAGUCAGGCUGAGCCCCUCUGAGUGAGGAGAAAUGGAAGUCCUAACUAGGAUCUCUCCAUUCUGUGUGCCCACCACCUGCAUCAUGAUCAUCAAUAAAGAUAUUUGUGCUCUA